This is a messenger RNA of Maylandia zebra (zebra mbuna), 6149 nucleotides long. RefSeq names its product discs, large (Drosophila) homolog-associated protein 3 (gene dlgap3). Gene Ontology annotation, biological process: signaling. Lineage: Eukaryota; Metazoa; Chordata; Actinopteri; Cichliformes; Cichlidae. Gene Ontology annotation, cellular component: glutamatergic synapse; postsynaptic specialization. The record is from RefSeq and is a predicted model, not a curated record. Gene Ontology annotation, molecular function: molecular adaptor activity.
ACAGCGAUCGGCGAGCUGUGGAAUAGGCGUGCAUUUGUGUUACUCAAACGCAGAAAACAUUCAGUGAAAACGUCCACAGAAAACCCGCUUUAAGAGUGACUGGGACCGAGUUAUUUUUCCAUCCUUUUCUGCCUAUACCUAUGGAGCACCAUUUCCUGAUGAGACUGUGGUGAGUGAGGUGCAGCCCUGUCACGCCCACAGCGCCCCCUUUCGGCCCGGACGGCACACCAUGCCCCGGCGCCUAUGAAAGGGUACCAUGUCAGCCGGAGCAUGUCUCAGCAUUCCUCGGGUGGUGGUGGAGGAGGUCCCUGCCACUGCACGCCUGAUGACUGUGACGGUCCAGGCAGAGACUACUACCACGGUCACAGCGAUGGCCACUUUUACCCUGGGGGAGGUCCCGUUGAGGCCCUGGCGCUGGAGAGGCACCACUCCCGCUCACACUCCCAUAGUCACUCUGGAGGAGGCACCUUUCCCCGCUCCCACCCCAACCAGCACCCACCUCUCCAGUCAUUUGACUCUUGUGAAGAGUGCCUAUCCUCAGGCCACGGGGGGAAGAUGCACCGCAUGCCCUCAAACAUGAUGGACCAGUUUGAGAAGCAGGUGCCCUUCCAUCAUGAUGGCUUCCACACACUGCAAUACCAGCGCACUGCCAGUGGGGGUGCUGAGCAACGCAGUGAGAGCCCUUCGCGCAUACGCCACUUGGUCAAUUCGGUGCAGCGCCUCUUUGCCAAGUCCCAUUCCCUGGAGGCGCCAUCCAAACGGGAGUACAACGGUACGAGGGGAGGAGGGGACUACAGGAGCGAGAGAGGUGGGGGCCACAGGAGUGGAGGGGAGGAGGGCCACUACUCAGGCCACCAGUCUCGCUCCACCAGGAGGAACAAGUCUCGAGAACGUAGCAAGAGUGGAGACUCGCGGCAUGAGUCAGGCAGACGCCACCGCAGCCGGACAGCGGGCUGGUGGAGCUCCGAUGACAACCUCGACAGUGACAGCAGCUACUUGGUAGGUGGGGGUAGACCGGGGUAUCCCAGAGGACAUGAGAGCCUGGAUGCUGCCAUUCAGGAGCUCACCAUGAAGAAGCCCAAGGAACGAGGCGGCGGACCGGGGUCUGGGGAGUGCAUGGCCUGCACAACAAUGGCUCUGGUGGGGAGUGAGGGAGGAGGAGGACAGCACGGGCAUCACGGUCACUCCCUGAAGAGGAGCACCUGGUCAGCCAUGACAGUGAGUCAGGCUAGAGAGGUGUAUCCUUCUACCAGAGGAGGAGCCUAUGACAAAGCCCUGGUGCCCAUUGAGAGCAAGCUCAAGGAGAGGACCUUCCACUAUCUCCAGGUCCCUUCAGAAGACUGGGGAGGUGGUUAUGGUGGUGGCGGAGCAGCUGACAGCGGAGGGGAGAUCCCUUGCCGUCGCAUGCGGAGUGGCAGCUACAUCAAAGCCAUGGGCGAUGAUGACAGCGCCGACUCGGACACGAGUCCCAAAGCCUCGCCCAAGUCCACGCUGAUUGCCCAGAGGGAAGCCUUCAGACGAUCUAUCAGCAUGGAUCAAAGGCACUCGUGUAAACAGUGUACAGAUUCUUACCCUAACAGCAGAACCACACCCAAGACCCACACCCGCUCCCGUAGCUACACCCGCUCUUUGACCAGCACACAGCUCGGAGAGACGUUAAACCGUCAGUUCGAAGCCGUGUGUGGGACCAUGUUCGGGGAGGUGGAGUCUCAAGCUGUCGAAGCCCUGGAUCUUCCAGGAGUGUUCCGCACUCGCAGCCACAGCUACGUUCGCGCCAUCCAGGCCGGAUGUUCCCAGGAUGACGACUGUCUCUCCGUCUUCUCCAUGUCUGGCCCCCAGGGAAGCAUCAAGGGCGGGGCCGUCUUUCCUUAUCGUAAAGGUGCUCCUCCUCCACUCCCACCCCGCAUGUCAAAGUCUUCACUUUCGGUGCGAGCCCAGAGCAGCACAGAGUCCACCCAGGAUGCCUACUUCCAGAGCAGCGGGCAGUUGGUCUCAAGCUCCGGUCCCGGACGCCCCAAGCAGCACAGCAACUCCGUGGACCUGGGUAACUCUGACGGGCCAUCGGGCCGCACCUCCAGAGGAGGCUACUACACUGGCAGCGGACCCGGGCGUUCCCGACAGCACAGCAACUCCGCAGAGAGCCUGGACGGGGUUCGGGGCUCAAGAGAGCUGGUGCCCUAUGGAGGGGGUCCUGGAGUCGGGGUGAGAGCCAAACACAGCAGCUCAGCUGACAGCCUUCUGGAGGGUCCGCCAAGGCCAGCAAGAGAGAGGGAUGGCAGAGUGGGAGGCAGUCUGGGGAAAUCAGCCUCUCUGCCUCAGAACAGCAUCAUGCUGAGUAAAGCUGGAGGGCAGGACGAAGGGCGUGCUGUCAGAAAGUGGAGGCCAUCCAUAGCUGUGCAGGUGGAUAGCUCAGAGACCCUUUCAGAUUCCGACACGGAGGGCAAAGCUCUGACCGAGGUCCACUCUGUAGGAGUCCAAGUGGAAGACGACAAAAGGAGAGCUCGUUUCAAGCGCUCCAACAGCGUGACGGCGAGCGUGCAGGCCGACCUGGACCCCGAGGGCUUCCCGGGAUUGAGCAUCGCUGUGCCGAUGCAGGACAAAAGUCUCCAGUUUGGCUGCUCCUUCCAAAGGCACUCGUCUGAGCCCGAGUCCGCCAGCCAGUAUACAGAGUGCCAUCGCACCGUCCACACACAGGGACAGUGGGCCUACAAAGAGGACUUUAUCCAGACUGGCUACACCACUGAGGCCUGUCAAGCUGACACACGGCCCCACCAGCAACCGCACCUGCCUCCACGUUCCCACUCUCCUCUCCCCAUUACCUCUGAGCGAGCUUGGGCGGGGACACCGUCCCUAGAGGGUCCCCGGAGCCUGCCCGACUCGGGCCGAGCCUCUCCCUGCAUGAGAGAUGGAGAGUUCUUCUUACGCCUCCUGCAGACAGAGGUGGAGAGGAUGGAGGGCUGGUGCCAGAACAUGGAGAGAGAAGCAGAGGAGAACGAACUUCCGGAGGAGAUUCUUGAACUGAUUCGAAACGCAGUUGGCAGUGCCCAGAUGCUCAUGUCUCAGAAAGUCCAGCAGUUCUUCCGCCUCUGCCAACAGAGUGUGGACCCAUCAGCCUACCCUCAGCCCACGUCUCAGGACCUGGCUGCCUUCUGGGACCUGCUCCAGCUCAAUAUAGAGGACGUCAGGGUCAAGUUUCAGGAUCUCCAGAGGCUCAAGGACUCUGGUUGGAGGCUCCCGCCUGAAAAGAAGGAGGACAAGAAGCUUCCUCCACCCUUACCAAAGAAGCCAGCAGGUGGGGUGAGUGGCAGCCUCCGGGCUGAUAGCGUUGGGGAUGGGGUUGCUGGAGGUGGAGGAGGAGGUGGGUCAGGGGGCCUGGUGGUGCCUCGCGUCGGUGGGCACACCCUGCCCAUCAGGGAGAAGUCAAUGGACCUCGGGGACCGUCAGAGGACAGAAGCGAGGAGGCGGCUGCUGCAGACCCGGCGCACUGCCUCCUUCAGGCAGAAUUCGGCAACAGAGAGCGCCGACAGUAUCGAGAUCUACAUCCCCGAAGCCCAGACUCGACUCUGAACACCGAGCUGAGGUGUUUCCCUCCCACCUUCUCACCCACCCUCACCCCCUGCAAAGCUGGCCAAUCUCAGUCUGUCUCCGAGCCCAGUUUUGGAUCCGCACGCUGUUAAUGCGCUACUCCCCUCUAGCAUUUCCAUCGAAAUCAGUUAUCAUACUCAUUAAACAAGCAAUGACAGCCAUCGUAGUGUCUUGAAAUUUGGAUAUUUUACAGACACAGAGGCCUAAACGUGGAAUGGUAGCUAGCUAGCAGACAUUUUUAAGUCUUUUUUUUGUUUUGUUUUUGAUUAAUAUUAUGGCUGAAGACAAACAGCAGUCCACUUUUAUAACCAACCGAGGUUCACGCAGUAGUAGCAUGCCUGUGCGUGUUUACCGAGCACAUCUCCAUCACUGAAAAAUCAAGGGCUUAACAGAUACAAGAACUCAUACAGAAUCUCCCUGUAUGGAUGCCGUGUGCAGUAAAACCUCAUCCUUCUUUGUGAGGUUUCUUAAUCACAUACAAGAUGUGUCCAUUCGCUUGACUGAUGCUACCGGUGUGGAUGAACAAACAUGGAUGAAUUGAGCAUCGGUUCUAAUGCCCUUAAAGUCAGAUGGCUGGCAAACCCCAAAGAACAUCCCUCCCAGUCGUUGUCAGCCAACUACAGCUUGCACCUUUCACCCAGGUGCCAUCUGUCCCCGGCAGCACUCAGUCAGAGAGUAUGAAAUCACUUUAAGUUUCUCUCUUUCGUUCCUCAAAUCCCGUGUUUUCGUUUGACUACCCUCAGCAUUCAGCAGUCAGGCUGUUUGAACGGGCAAGUGCUAUUUGUACAUAGAGUGCACAGUCAUGUUUGCCAGAAGGAGCUUUUGCAGUGUAGCAUCACAGCCUUGAUGGCUAGAGAGCACUGCAGACAUAAAAUAAAUAAAAAACUAGGGGAGAGAAGCUGUUUGCUUCUUAUGUAGUCCUUCUGAAGUUUCAAGCGUUCAGGGGUGGGGUUUCUGUGAGCUUUUAGAGGAGAAUAUAUUUUCCAAGGCUAUACAGGACUCUGCUGAGAAAGCCCCCUUUUUCACUGUGAGACUAUAGCACCACCAAGUGGUUAAAUGAGGACCCAAACUAAUAACAAUGGUCUGUAGGAAGUUCUCGCCACUUCAGUCAGGAAUUAACAGACACCCCAAUGAAACAGCCAUGACGGAAGAUGGGGGGUUUUUGGGUGGGGUGGGGCUCUUUUUGUUGUUGUUUUUCGUGCUUUUUUGCACUUAAUCAGUGCUUUCCCUGGCGCGCAGUGCAUUUUCUCUUCUCUUAGAAAUUGUUUCAGUGGAUUUCCCCCUACUGCUUAAUUAAGAGGGCAGCAGAUCGCAAAAUAAAAGAACCGUCAAAGUCUUCAGCAGAAUCUGCUUGCCUAACUCGAAGUGCCGUCCUCUCAAUCACACAGAGCCCUGAUUACAAAGAAGGGAUGAUUUCUCUGAAGGGAAGUAAACAAAAAAGAGUGGUAUUCAGUGAACAGCAGUGGCCUACGAAACCUCCCCAAAGAGACAUCAAACACAGGAAACCGCCGAGCUGCCAGACAGAGUCUGGCAACUGUGGUGAAAUUAGCUAAUACUUGAUUGAGUGGACGUGUGCGUGCUUUGUUUCUCGUUAUUGACUUCCUGAAAUUCUCUUCUCUGUGGUCUCCGCUCUGAAAAGUGUAGCACGAUUUGAAGAGUUUUUGAAGGGGGCCUCAUUUGCAAAUCUACUUCAUAACAGAUAUUUCUGAUACAAGUGUUUUGUAUGGAUGUUGCACAGAAAAAUGGCAUGUGUGUGUGAAUGCACUGGAAUUAAUGCUUACACAGGGCUGCGAGUCACAAGGGACAUGUGACGAAGCCCGGCGAAUACUAAAAAGUCCAAAUCUGCCAUUUUGACGAUAGAAAAAAAACCAAACCCACACACACUUAAAUUUGAAAAAUCUUUUAGCAUGACCUGUUUUUUCUUUUUUUCUAAUAUUUGGAUGGAAUGUGUUGGAAAAAUGGGAUAUUUUAUUGGGAGAUGUAUAUUUUAUAAUAUAAUCCACAUUUCUAGAUUAGUAGAGAUUAUUGAGUACAGUAUAUGUACGAAUUUAAAAAAAGCAUAUAUCAAAUGUGAAAUUCUACAGUAUUAUUAUGAUAGAUUAUAGCAUUGUGUGAUACUACAGUUGUGUGGCAUAUCCAGACUCAGUACAUGUGAAAAAGAAUCUCAAAUGAAUAUUAUUAUCUUCAGUGUGUGAGUCAGGUUCACAGGGUAUAACUGGCAAGAGUGUUAAUUGCCAAGUGUGAGCCUCCUUAGGCCUACUGUAUAUCUUCUUCUGUGGUUCUAAUGACAUAUACUGCUGUAUCCCCUUCCUGUAUUUCCUCUUUAGAGCCAACUACAUGUGCCUAACCAGCUAUAUGUGGAGGUUUCCUUUGAACACAGUUUACAGUAUAUAAAGAAAUGUAAAUAGAAAAGUAUAAAAUAUACAGAGAAUAUUGUUAAAGAAACUCUUUUUACUGUACUGACACACCAUCUUUGAUCUCCCCCACUUUCACUUGCAAUACCCACACAAGACUGGCAAAUUCUAUUGAUGUUAAUACUGCAUGCUUUAUUACAGCUUCCUUUA